Messenger RNA from Saccostrea cuccullata (small rock oyster), 1808 nucleotides. RefSeq names its product tripartite motif-containing protein 2-like. NCBI's taxonomy places the organism in Eukaryota, Metazoa, Mollusca, Bivalvia, Ostreida, Ostreidae. Gene Ontology annotation, molecular function: zinc ion binding. The transcript has a single exon. The record is from RefSeq and is a predicted model, not a curated record. The coding region runs from base 1 to 1728 and encodes 575 amino acids.
AUGGCGUUAUCUAAAUUUGGCAUUCCCCGCACAGCCCAGCACUUCUUAGAGUGUGGCAUUGAAGAAUGUGAAAGAAACUGCGAGUUCUACUGCAACCCUUGCCAUCAAAGAUUGUGUAAACAAUGCAGCGAGGAACAUCUGAAAAGUCCAGAAAACAAGACCCAUGUGGUAGUCCUUUACCAGCAACGUAAACGACAACUUCCUGUGGAGAAAUGCAAGAUCCACCCCACAAAAGAUGUGGACAUGCUCUGUGAAGAUUGCCAGGUUUCCUUAUGUUCCAAAUGUGCUACAAAGGGAGACCACCCAAAACAUACAUUUGUUGAUCUUGAAGCAGUCUACGCAGAAAAAUUUGCGGUCUUCGAACAGGAAAUUUCCAAAAUUCACGAGUAUUUUCUCCCUACAUCACAAAAUUUAAAGAAAGAGAUUAAAAAAGAUUCCUCAGAAAUCAAACACUUUAUAGACAACAUUAGAACAUCCAUGAAGACUGAAGGUGAGACCCUGAAAAGUCUGGUGGACACAGUCAUAUCUGAGAACAUGAAGCAGUUAGACCAGAUAGAGCAAUCACUGUUAGAAGAUCUGAACACACAAGACAAGACAUUAGAUGACUAUAUCACUUAUCUUAAUAACCUUGUCAAAGAGCUCCACAGAUGCCUGUCCUCUACAGAAACCCAGAAAUUAAUGUCUGAGAAGAAACCAAAGAUCCGAUCCAUACCAGAGACAGCAAAACCUGUCACACCAGGAUUUAUUGCUGGUCAAUACAACAAACAUGAUGUCACUAAAUUACUUGGUAAAAUACAGGUCCCCAACACUAAAGCAGAGAAGAGAGAAAUAAGACCCAUUGAAAGUAUCUACAAUACAACAAUGAAACUUACACAUAAACAGAUGAAAGAAGACAGAAAGAAAUCUGACAUGAAACAAACAAUGUUUCUAUCUGCCUCUGUCACCAAGGUCAGGGGGUUCAAUGUACCAGGUGUUGAUGAAGUAUACCAUGUAUCACUAGAUCAAUCAGACAUACUCUUGAUCAGUGACAGAGAGGGUAAUCUUGUCCAAACAGAUCUACAGGGGAAUGUGAUACAGAAGAUAAAAACCAGUGGUAGAGGUGAAGGUUACCACACAGUGACACCGAAAGGGGAUCUGAUCUUUACAGAGAAAGGCAAGAAAGUAAUCAAUAGGAUAACACAGGAUAAUAAUAUCACUGAAUUCAUUAAAACUGGAGGCUGGAGACCACUCAGCAUACACUCCUCCCACAUCAACGGGGACUUACUGGUGGGGAUGGUGAGUGAUGGUUACGAAGAGGCUAAAGUCACCCGUUACAACAAGACAGGAAAAGAACUACAGAACAUACAGAGGGAUAACAAAGGACAGGGACUGUAUAGUUAUCCACGCUUCAUCACAGAAAACAUCAAUGGAGAUAUCUGUACAUCUGACUUUUAUAAAGGAAUGGUGGUGGUGAAUAAAUCAGGACAACACAGGUUCUCCUACACAGGUCAGAAGUCAGGGUUCGAUCCCUAUGGAAUCUGUACUGAUGUCCUCGGUCACAUCCUGGUGUGUGAUGAUAACAGUAAGGCUGUUCACCUCCUUGAUCAGGACGGUCAGUUCUUGUCUCUAUUACUCACACGACAACAAGGGGUAGAGUAUCCCCGAAGUGUGUGUGUGGAUGAUGAGAACAAUCUCUAUGUGGGACAAGAUCACACCAACACACUGACAGUGUACAAGUAUUUACAGUGAAAUAUAACAUUCCAGUUAAGUUCAUGUAUUCUUUUAUAAAACCAUUCUGUGUGUUUACAUGUCAUUGCACAGUUAUAAUA